AUGACCAAAUUCAUUUCCGCCUUCGAGGACUUCUUCAAGUCCAUCUACGAGCUCUUUGCCAGCAUUAUCGGCACCUUUGCCUCGCUCGUCAACACUAUAAUUACAACUAUCCUCAACUUCUUCAGCGGCAUCAUCAACCUCUUCCUCGAUGUUGGCAAGGGAGCUGUCGAUCUGGUCGGCGGCAUCGGGAAAUUCAUCGCCGGAAAUAUCGUGGUCCUAGGAGUGAUCGCUGCGGGUGUCUACGUCUACACUCGCCAACAGCAGGGACGGCCAGUGGUGCCUGCGAAAAAGACCAAUUAA
Diaporthe amygdali is the source of this 300-nucleotide messenger RNA. RefSeq lists its product as uncharacterized. The record is from RefSeq and is a predicted model, not a curated record. The transcript has 2 exons. The coding region runs from base 1 to 300 and encodes 99 amino acids. Lineage: Eukaryota; Fungi; Ascomycota; Sordariomycetes; Diaporthales; Diaporthaceae.